Molecule: messenger RNA, 468 nt
Organism: Metopolophium dirhodum (rose-grain aphid)
Lineage: Eukaryota; Metazoa; Arthropoda; Insecta; Hemiptera; Aphididae
Exons: 1
Coding region: 1-468 (155 amino acids)
Source: RefSeq, a predicted model, not a curated record
AUGUAUUCACGUGAGCGCAAAGAACUGCAUGGGUUUAGUGAUGCAUCUCAAGAAGCAUACGGUGCUUGUGUGUAUGUAAAAACCACAGAUGAUCAUGGACAAGUUACUGUGUUGUUGUAUACGUCUAAGUCACGAGUUGCACCAACCAAGCAAACUACCAUUCCGAGACUAGAGUUGUGUGAAGCUGUAUUGCUGAUGGAAAUAAUGGUGGACGUAGUUGAUGAACUAACACGAAUGGACAUUCAAGUCAAUCAAUCGAAUGUAAUGUUGUGGACUGAUUCCACUAUAGUCCUAGCUUGGAUUAAAUCAAGUCAACCGUUAAAGUCUUAUGUUGCGAACAGAGUCGCUCGAAUUCUCGACCAUUCUGUUCAAUCUCAGUGGAAACACGGUCCAACCAACCAGAACCCGGCAGACAUAAUCUCCAGAGGGACAUCAGCGAUGGAAAUCAAAACCAACAUGUUAUGGUAG